AGGAAGAGCAGCAAGAGGAGAAAAAUGAGGACUUUGCUUGAAAAGGACUGGGUAUGAAGGGACUAAUCCAGCAAAGGCAGGAGACACUGACCCAUCCAUGACUGGAAGUAGAUGGCUGUCCCCCAUGGCGCCCCCAUUCCAUCUGCCUAAUGCUACCGUCAAUGAUUGCCUCCUCACAUCAGGAAACAGUACCCUCCUGAGCUCCUCAACCUCCAGCAUGGCCGGCAUUGUGUUUCUCCUCCUGGCUGCCCUGAUUGGACUGCCUGGGAACUUCUUUGUGAUUUGGAGCAUCCUUUGGAAAAUGAAGCCGAGCCAUCGCUCAGUCACCUGCCUUCUGGUCCUAAACUUGGCAGUGGCAGAUGGUGUGGUUCUUCUCCUGACACCUUUCUUCAUCCUCUUCCUUGUCUUCAAGACCUGGCUGUUUGGGUGGGCCAUUUGCAAAGCAGUGUAUUACCUGUGUUGCAUCAACAUGUUCACUAGCAUCUUCAUCAUCACCCUCAUGAGCGCAGACCGUUGCUUGGCAGUCAGCCAGCCCUAUUAUUCCCAAGCCAUCCGGAAGAAGAAUCUGGUGGUCAAGAUCUUGGUGGGGAUUUGGCUGGCGGCCAUUUUGUUAUCUCUGCCAGCCUUCUUCUUCCGCCAGGUUUUGAAGGAACGCUCACGGGGAUAUCUCAUUUGUGAGCCUUGUCACUCCAGGCCAAGCCUGGCCAUCUUCCACUUCACCAUGGAGACCGUGGUGGCCUUUGUGAUUCCAUUCACCAUUAUUGUUGGCUGUUACUCUGCCAUUCUGGUCCGCCUCAGGGGAGUGCGGAAAAGAAAAGGGGCUCGGACUGAGAAACUGAUUGUGGCCAUUGUGAUCUGUUUUGCUGUCCUCUGGAUGCCCUACCACAUCAUCAACAUGAUCCAGGUGGCUUCCAAUCUAACCUCAGGGCAAAUGGCAGAGCGACUGGGGCAGGCCUGGAAGAGUGGGCGAGCAGGGGCCACAGCCUUAGCAUUCUUGAGCAGCAGCAUCAACCCUGUGCUCUAUGUUUUUGUGGCUGGGAACCUUAUCAAGACUUCGGGCGCCAAUUUCAUUGCCCAGUUUUUCGAGGGAGCAUCUGAUGGGCUCGGACGGAGGUCUCAGUCUCAGAAAAACUUGGACAAAGACUUAAUAGCAGCAGGUGGGGCAUCUGUGAACCUAGACCAGCAGCCACUGGGAAAUGGUGAUGGGGUCGACAAGGACACAGAUUGCAGGCUGAUUGAUGGCACAACAUACAACAUUUCUUAAACUGAGUCACAACAUGAGGAAUUCUAGAAUUGCCUUAUACUGGACCAGUUCCUCCAGCAUGUGAUUGUCAACGCUGACUGGGCAGACGUUCUUCAGAACUUCAUGCAGUGGUCUUAUCGAAGUGAAGGUUUGAAGCCAGGAUCAUUUGUGUACAAAGUAUGAAUUCUGACUCUGUGCUAUUUGCCUGCCCUUCAUGUAAAACUGUCAGCCCUCCCAGGUAAACCAGACAGGAAGCACGACCAAAGAAGCUAUUUCUACUUUAUUGUAAGGCUACAUUAACAGAAUCUUGCAAGUCUGAAAGUACAAGUCACCCACUGUCUCUCUUAUCACCUGAAACUUAGGGUGGAUCCUUUCAAAGUUUCUUUCUCUGCCCACUACUCAGUUGUGGGAUUCUCCCCUUUUUAUCUGAUCAUUCUCUAGGCAGCAUCUCUUCCUCCCAACCCCUGUCUUCCAAGGUCACUCUCACCACUUCUACACUACAUGACAUGCACAACUGGGUUUUUUUUUGCCUCUCCUCCCCUUUUCACUUUGUACCUAAAUUACUGCAAGUGUUGCUUGUUGCUUUUUUCUUCGUUUUUUUAUGGCUACAUUUUCCCCUCUUGCCACAUACACUUGGAGAAAUCCAAUAUACUGAAUUUGGUUCUGUUUUUAUUUUCAUAGCUAGGCUUUAGGUUUGACUCUUAUGAAAAGAACACACAACUAUUGUUGACUUUGAGCAUGUACAGAGUGUUUCCCUGCUAGUAAAUAAGUUGUCCAUGAAUGGUUAGAUGUCAGGGGCCACUUCCUCUUCCUCCUUAAAAAUUAUACAUAGGUUCCUUUCAGGGAAUAUUUGGGUACUGAACAACAAAUGCAAUUUCUCAAAUACCUUAAAGUUAAAAGUAAAGCAAAACUCUUGAAAAUUCCCUGAAUUUGGGGGCAUCUGUAAUGCAGAACCAUGAAGAAGAAUGACAGUUCAGGGGGG
Python bivittatus (Burmese python) is the source of this 2225-nucleotide messenger RNA. RefSeq names its product leukotriene B4 receptor 2 (gene LTB4R2). The record is from RefSeq and is a predicted model, not a curated record. Gene Ontology annotation, biological process: phospholipase C-activating G protein-coupled receptor signaling pathway; positive regulation of cytosolic calcium ion concentration; inflammatory response. NCBI's taxonomy places the organism in Eukaryota, Metazoa, Chordata, Lepidosauria, Squamata, Pythonidae. Gene Ontology annotation, cellular component: plasma membrane. Gene Ontology annotation, molecular function: complement receptor activity; leukotriene receptor activity.